AUGUCUAUUCAACAAAACGGUGGAAAGGAUGAAAUCGAGGAAAUUCCACCUCCUGAGAGACCACCCUCUCCGCCUCCACAUACCACAUUUGCUGCUAGAGGCGUACAUCCUCCAACUUUCUCUGCUUUCAAGCCCAGAGACUAUCGCAUAACCAGUACACAGGCGAUGAACCAUGUCGCCUGGAAUUGCGACGGCAAGAAGCUAGCUGCUGUGGGCAUCGACAAAAUCACACGGGUUUGGACACCGCAAAAGAGUAUGGAGCCUCGAUCCGCUUCGAUGUUUACUGGCGGACACAUCGACGAGGUUGACUAUGUCUCUUGCAAUCCGACGCAUCCCGAUCUGUUCUGCACUUCGAGCCAAAGAGAUCGUAGAAUUGUCUUCUGGGAUGCAAGACAAAGCAAACAUGUCCAGCAAAUAUCCCUCAAGUUUGCGCCCAUGUACACUAAUUACUCACCAGACGGACGAUGGCUCCUUUGCGCUUCUUCUCAACACCAAAUGUACACCCUCACACUUGGCAAGACUGGGGAAGAGACUAAAGAGCAAUGGCGUUUGUCUGAUAAGGAUCCGGUCACUGGCACGACCGCCAUAUUCAACCAUUCUGGAACAGGACUGGUGCUAACUCAUAUCUCGGAGAAUGUCUUCCGUGUUUUAGACUUUCCCAGUUUUGAAGUGCGCGACCAUCCGGCAGCUCACGUAGGAGGAUGUUUAGCUGUUGCACUCGAUCCUCGCGGCCGAUACCUCGCGACUGGAGGCCAAGACUCAAUCGUCAACCUCUUUGAUCUGGAAGACUGGAUUUGUGUGCGCACGAUCACUUCGUGCGAUUACUCCAUCAGCGCUCUGAGCUUCUCCUUUGACGGAGAAUACAUCGCUAUCGCUAGUGGUGGUAACUACAUCGACAUUUGCGCCACAGAAACUGGUACUCCUCUGCACCGUGUGCCGUCCCUUGUCGCAGCAUCGACAGUUUGUUGGCACCCUUCUAAACAUCUUCUUGCAUAUUGUGGUCAAACGAAGGCCCGGGAAGGAGGGCCUCCAUCCGUGGCUGUUGUCAGUCUUUUCGGGCUGGUUGAAUGA
Messenger RNA from Lentinula edodes (shiitake mushroom), 1071 nucleotides. Its product is annotated as WD40-repeat-containing domain protein. The coding region runs from base 1 to 1071 and encodes 356 amino acids. Lineage: Eukaryota; Fungi; Basidiomycota; Agaricomycetes; Agaricales; Omphalotaceae. Gene Ontology annotation, cellular component: THO complex part of transcription export complex. Gene Ontology annotation, molecular function: protein binding. The record is from RefSeq and is a predicted model, not a curated record. Gene Ontology annotation, biological process: mRNA export from nucleus. The transcript is spliced from 8 exons.